AUGCUUUCCACCCUUACCCUGCUCCUCGCGACCAUAGCAUCCCUCACCGCCGCGGCAUGCACCUCCUCAUCCGCAUCAGGAGCAUGCUACACCUCCACCACCACCGUUCUCAACCCAACGUGCGUUCCCUGGACCGGUAUCUGCCCCCUCAUGCUCUGCGCCACUCCGACGGCCACGGCGACUGCGAUCGUCCCCUUGGUUACUCCGUACACGCAUCCAGAUUGGACCGUCGUCCGAAGAGGUGGUAUCAAACAGAAGUCACAAUUCAGCUCACUUCUCUCUCCGAAUGUAUUGUUCUUUCGCUCAUCAGUCAUUGGUCUUCGUCAUUACCACAAGAAACCCUAA
Messenger RNA from Zymoseptoria tritici IPO323, 345 nucleotides. RefSeq lists its product as uncharacterized. The coding region runs from base 1 to 345 and encodes 114 amino acids. The record is from RefSeq and is a predicted model, not a curated record. Lineage: Eukaryota; Fungi; Ascomycota; Dothideomycetes; Mycosphaerellales; Mycosphaerellaceae. The transcript is spliced from 3 exons.